UCCUCUCCAGACUGUGCCUCUGCUGUCUGCUGUGGCUCAAGUCUCCAAGCACAUCUCUGCCUGCAGCCUGCCAGGAUGAGAAACCCCUGCCUCUUCCUGCUGCCCCUGCUCCUGCCCUUAGUCUGCACCCAGGGAGACGGCAAGGAGCUGGAGAACCCCGGCAAUUUCAUGGAAGAUGAGCAAUGGCUGUCCUCCAUCAACCAGUACAGUGGCAAGAUCAAGCACUGGAACCGCUUCAGAGACGAGGUGGAGGAUGACUACAUCAAGAGUUGGGAAGACAACCAACCAGGAGAUGAAGGACUGGACACCACAAAGGACCCUUGCCAGAAAGUGAAGUGCAGUCGACAUAAGGUUUGCAUAGCCCAUGGAUAUCAGAAAGCUAUGUGUAUAAGUCGGAAGAAGUUGGAACACAGAAUUAAACAGCCCAACAUUAAACUGCAUGGGAACAAAGAUAACCUCUGCAAACCAUGCCAUGUAACUCAGCCAGCGUCCGUCUGUGGUUCUGAUGGACACACAUACAGCUCUGUGUGUAAACUGGAGCAGCAGGCAUGCCUUAGCAGCAAACAGCUGACUGUCAGAUGCCAAGGCUCAUGCCCGUGCCCAACAGAAAACACUCCUACGACGACCACCACCACUGUGGAUACCAGCAAACAAGCAGAAACAUGCACUGGUCAAGAUUUAGCAGAUCUUGGAGACCGUUUAAGGGAUUGGUUCCAGCUGCUUCAUGAGAACUCAAAGCAGAAUAACACAGCAAAUCCUGGAGUAAAGCAAGUCAAUGUGUUAGACAAAACCCUGGUGGCCAGUUGCAAAGACUCAAUAGGCUGGAUGUUCUCGAAGCUGGACUCCAACAAUGACCUCUUUCUGGACCAAACAGAGCUGUCAGCCAUCAACCUUGACAAGUAUGAGAUCUGUAUCCGGCCCUUCUUCAACUCCUGUGAUACUUACAAGGAUGGGCGGGUAUCCACUGCUGAGUGGUGCUUCUGUUUUUGGAGAGAGAAGCCUCCAUGUCUUGUUGAACUUGAAAAAGUACAGAUUCAAGAAGCAGCAAAGAAGAAGCCUGGAGUUUUCAUUCCCAGCUGUGAUGAAGAUGGAUACUACAGGAAGAUGCAGUGCGAUCAGGCCAGUGGGGAGUGUUGGUGUGUGGAUCAGCAUGGCUCGGAGCUAACAGGCACCAGAAUACAUGGGAACCCAGACUGUGAUGACGUUGUUGGAUUCUCUGGAGAUUUCGGUAGUGGUGUUGGCUGGGAAGAUGAAGAAGAGAAAGAGACAGAAGAUGCUGGUGAGGAAGCAGAAGAAGAAGAGGGCGAGACAGGCGAGGCAGAUGACGGAGGAUACAUUUGGUAGACCCUGAACAGCACAUCCCUAUAUGGGCCAUGCCACCAAGUUUGGAAGACUGCAGUAAAUAGUUAUCAGAUGCCACAGCGAUCAGGAAACACAGCUGAAUGUACAUUAUAAUUCAACAGAAAUUGUGUGUGUGAGCAUGCAAGUGUGCCUGUUGACUGACUGCUUUGAAAUUGCAGCUCAUUUCCCUCCCAUAUUCUAAGUGAGCUGGUCUACGGCAGACAAAAGAAACACGUUUAUUCAUUUUCCUUUAAAAAUAUGGCUUUGUUGGCAUAUAAUCUAACAUUGGAUUAUCCCAUUUGUUAUCUCCAGAAUCAAGCACACAUGUCUGACACUCUUUGUCCUUGGGUUUAGAGCUAGUUUUUAGCCACAAGACAGACAUACAUUAUACAGUGUUUCUGUAGUUGAUGAUGGUGGAAAGAAAGUACUAAUAUGUAGGUAGGACCAUAAGAACUAUUCUCUAGCUUGACGUCUUCACUGGGGUUUCAAACAUUUGCUUUAUAUGAUACAUUAAAGAGUUAUUGCAAUCUCAGACAUUUAUGGCAUAUCCAUGAGAUAUGCCAUAAUUGUGCUAUAAAUGCUGUACCUCUGGGACUUGCAUAUAUCUCUAGAAUCGGGCUCCCCAACGUUGUCCAUCUUGUAUACAGCGGCCAGAGGUGGUCAGGACUAUGGAAACAGUUGAGUGUGCUGUGGUAUGCUGUUUCCAUAAAUCUCAUAGAAGCAAAUAUAAGUACAGAAACAGCAUAUCCCAGCAAGCUACAUGGUUUUCCUAACUUGUGAGAUACAGAAACAGUAAGCUUGGUUGCUUAUGAAGUCCCAACCACCUAUGGCCACCACAUCUAGGCCAGGAUAGCCCUGUUUUAGAUAGAUGCAGGUCCCAGAGGUGGGAUUCACAUCUAGCAGACAUUUAUGGCAUAUCCUGUGUAUUUGCAAUUGAUAUCUGAGGUGGGAAUAAUCAUUUAAUAUAAAACUCGUGCUUGCUGAUAAUUCCAUGCGAAAUGUCUUCUUCCUCCCCAUAAUAGUAAUGUCACAAUUAUGACAUUCUGAUUUGGAUGGGAAGUAACAUGAUUUGUAGACCUCGAGUCACAGUUGGUUUGAAGUCUACCAUUAGAGUUCACUUACCUGAAUAGUCACAUUAAUCUACUGUUUUCAUUAUUAUGUUCAGCAUGUCAUCACCAUUACUGAAUGAAUCAAUUAGAAUUUGCUUCCUAAAUUAAUUUAUCCUUUGACAACAGAAAUACCUAUUAACAUAUUUAGUAGAAUACAUCUUUAUGAAACUUGCAAACAGAAAUAUAUUGCUCAUCAUAUACCUGUAAAUAGUACAAAUAUGUAAAAAAUUAAUUAAAGAAAGUACUAUUUUUCCACCUACAUCUACAACAGUAAAAAGGGGCUAUUUUGCGAUCAUCGCAUUAUUGCAAUUAUGUGUUAUGCUACUUGUAGGCACCAUAAAAGAACAGUUUGACCAGUCGCACUCCUCUCCUGUUGAAGGUGCAACAAAUGUUAUUGUCACGACAGAGGGGAGGGAUAAGUGCUGCCCUAAACUCCACCCCACCUCUGUCCCUGCCUACUUGCACGGCCCGUCCUAACCGACGGCGUACAAAUUGGCGGCAUUCCCUCGCUUAGAUACGUGCAGGGGCCUAAGAAAAUAAGAGGAAUACCGUAAUAGAGUCAGGAAAGCCAAAGCAAGGAGGUCACGCAGGUACACAGGGAGGAAUACAAUUACGAGGUCAAAACACAAUCCGGAGUCAGAAGCCAAGAGGUCCCGUCAAAUCCAGGGAAGUCACAAGGUCAAGGUCAAAAACAGAGCCUAGGUCCAAGAACACAGAAAUGCACAAUAGGAAACUGCUGGUAAUGGUAGCAAGACCAAUUACAGGCAACCUGUGGCCAGCAGCUUUCCUGUUUAAAUAGGUCUUUCUGAUGGGUCAUGUGACGUGGCCAGCAUCACAUGACCUAUCCCCCGCAAUUCAGAACAGCUGAGCGCCGACUCAUCAAUAUUGACGCUCAGUUCCCCAUGUGCUUAUUGCCUAGGGGAUGGAGGAUGCCGGCCACGCCGUGGAAGCGUGUGCGGCCGGGUCCUUCCCGCCUCUGGUUGCCAUGUCCUCACUCCUCUUCACUAGCUGGAUGCCGGCGGCGCUGGAUGCCGGCUCCCCGUUACAGUUGUACAACAUUUUUUUAAAAAUUGGCAUUAUGUAAAAUUGGAGACACAGUAUGGGCCUAAAGUGCUCUAUGGAAGCCAAAUUAUGGAUCCAUAUUGGCCUUUGAAUCCAACAUGUUCUGCAAAUCUGUAGAGAAAACAUCAUAUUGCAAACAGUAAGUGGAGCAAUCCAAAACCACCAAUAAGACUGUUACUCUGAUUUCACAAACGACCACGGGGGUGGAGCCACUCCUCUGAAGAGUCACACUGGCCUGUCCUCUCUGGGCUUGAUUGAUGUCCCACAGACUUGGCACGUCAUCAAGGGCGUAGCUAAAGGCUCAUGAGCCCUGGUGCAAGAGUUCAGCUUGGGCCCCCCUUCCCUCAGUGCUUUGAGGAAAGAGACAUAGGCCUCCUGUUGCCUAAGGCAAAAAUUGAAACAGAACCCCCCAUGCCAACUUCUUGACCUAACACCUUCCCUCCAGCCAACUUGAACAUUCUGGGCCCCAGUGCAAAAUCUUUAAUAGAGCCCUCCCAGCAUGCACUUUCUAUAAUACCAGCAACUGCCACCUCUGCAACCCUUAUAGCUACACCCCUGUACUUCAUCAUAAGGCAGCUCCGGCAGCAACUGCAUGCGCAGUAAAUUGGCAUUGGUUUCAUGUGUGCAGUGUGCACAGACUAGAGGUGACAUACCCGGCUUGUGGGACCUCAGUCUGGGGACCUGAUGUGCGAGACUCUGCAGCCCUUACAGGUAAUUUUUCUAUGUUAUACUGGAUUGGUCAGAAUAUAGAAGGACAUCAUUGUUAACCCUUUACCACCAUGGGUAACAGGUUGGUGGUGGGUUGGGGGAUUAAAUUCUCCUGACCAAUUACAUUUAAAAUGAGGGAGGCUGAGUGGCAAAACCAGACACAACCCAAGGAAAAGAGUGGCGCUAUUCUGGAUAAAACUUACCCAUUUUCUGGUGCUGGACUAACCUUUUCCCAUGUGUCAUUAAUAUUUAUCAGUUACUUAUUACUAGACAUUUCCUUGACAUGCGAGGUUUGGGGUUUGACAUGUAAAACAACCCUAGUAAAACCAAAUUAUAGUAAGGCAACAAAAAUAGACAAAUGUUUUUGAUCAAUACAUCAGAAUAUCAAAUAUUUAGCAGUGAGGUUUUAUUCCUGGCUGCUCCACAUUGGCAUGCUCAUUAAUUUACAUAUUACUAGAGAGUGGGAAGGACAUCUCUUACAGAGAUUCACAUCAGAACAGAAGGAGUUAUUUAUCAGUCUUCAAAGUGCAGCGAUGCUGUAAGGAUAAGCAUACAUUAAUUGAUUUCUAUGGGACUUCCGUACUUUAUAACCACCCCCGUGGCUUAGCAGCUUGUUAACAAAAGAAUCCAUUUAGUCUUGUGACUUUUCAUCCUGCCGGCUACAUAUUUCAGAGUCCUGGCAGACAAGUGUAUUGAGCCCUUUUAAAAGUUGCUUUAUAAUGUUCAUUCUGCCUCUAAGCAUACUCUGCCAUUGGGACUCUCACCCUCAGCCCCAAAUUCAUACCAAAUUAAAUAGAAUAUUUUUAAGAAUUAUGCAUUAAUGACACUUCAUAACUAAUGGCCUUCAUGACAAAUCUCCUUUAGUUAGGGUCCUCACAUUUAAAAUGUAAGUAUUGUACAACUGAAGUAGUGGUAUCUUACCUUAAAAGGGUUUUCGAAGAUCUUUUUACUGAUGGUCUAUCCUCUGGAUAGGUCAUCAGUAUCUGAUGGGUGGGGGUCCGACACCUAGGAUCCCCCCAAUCAGCUGUUUGAGAAGGCACCGGCGCUCACAGUAGUGCCACAGCCUUCUCCCUGCUCAAUAAGCGCAGCGCCAUUUGAUAGCGGGUAUCCUUAGUAUCGCACUGCAGCCAAAUUCACUUUUAUGGGGCUGAGCUGCGCCUAAGCCAUGUGACCAAUAAAUGCGACAUCAAAUGGCCUAGGGAAAUCUGUGAAGAUAGAUGAUCAUUAAAAAGAUCUCAGAAAACCCCUUUAAUGACCCUCUAGUUAACAAAAAAAGUUUAACAAGCAAAGAAUAAUGCCUACAAUGUUACAAUACUUAGUGGCCUCCUCUUUAAUAUUUCUGCCACAGUUCCUCUGAUUCUCAGUACGGUCUUAAUUUUGGUAAAUUAGCCACCAACAUCUUAGACCACUGUAUAGACACUAUGGCAGUCAUUUAUGAUUUGAUUUACGCCCUUUUUUGAGUAAUUAGGUCAUAGAUUUUGCAACAAAAUCUAUGACUUUACUUCGCUCACGCCACUUUUGGCUGAAAAAAAGGGCAUGCCUUGGGCGGGCCGACCUGUCUCAUCCAUCAGUUUACACCAGUCUACACCAGUUAAAAGCAUUCUGCACAGGCGCUAACAGCAGGGGCCAAAGUUAUGUAGUAGCCUGCGCCUCAACAUAACUUAAGACCGGCGUAUAACUCGUUGGUAUUAAUAAAUGUGCUCAUAUGUUUUUCUAGCCUGAGACACUUCCACCCUGCUAAAUUGAUUAACAAAGAGCAGAGGGAGUGUCUUAGACUACCCAAAAAUUGUGUAUAAAGCAGUCUGAGAAGCUAGUAGUUAUUCUUUUGAAAUGAAGAAGUGGACUGGACCCACACCACGAAGAUUAAAACAGAGGACAGCAGAUUGUUUAAUUACGCAUGUCUUGUGAAAUUUUUAUUUUGGUCAAGAUGGUCGCUUUAUUGAGUUGUAUAAAAUUAGACAAACUUGACUGCUUUCUCUCAGAAACAGCACCACUCUUGUGAAUAAGAUGUCUCCAAUAUUGCAAUGUAGCAUCGUUAACUUGAAUAGGGCUGAGCUGCAAUACCAUACACAGCACACCCACAAGAGAGGUUUCUAAAACCACUUUAAAUGCAGGGUAGACCUAUUGUCAUUAAUUGAAUAAAGUUAAAGCAUAUGUGUAACAAAUACAAUACAAUUGUAUCACAUGAAGCAGCUUGGUUCAUUUGAGUACAAUUCCAUUCUCACCCAGUUGGUUUGGCCUUUAGAAUUAUAUGAGAGAUUGUGAGAGUAUUAUUACUAUUACAUACAUGAACAGAAUUGCAGAAUGUGAAUAAUGAUGAAAAUGGAUGCUGUGGAACAGAGUGGGAACAGUUUUAAGUUUACCAGUCAUUUAUCAUACAAUUGAUGUGGACUGGGCAUCAAUAAGUUCCCACAAUAAGGAAUAAAGUACAGGAGGCUCUUCUUCAAGGAACUGUGUUUUUUCAGUAGGCUACUUUACAUAUAUUUCAUGUGCACUGGAAUGAGAAAUCAUUCAAGGAUUGUAGCUAUGCUGAUAAAAAAGAGUAAGUGAAGGAAGCAGCAUCCUGGACAAACAUCCAGUAUGCACUAUUGUCCACAAAAGACAAGAACUAGGAGAAGUUUCCAAAUGGAAUAUUAGGAAGGGGUUCUCAAAAUGAAUUAAGAAAUGAAGAUUGCAGUCUGAAACUCAGUGUAAUUUUUUCAAGGUACAUGUAACCACAGACAUAAAUCUUUACUCUAGGUCAGAGGAGUCCUUAGUCUUUAAGUAAGCCUGAGUCCCUUCUUUAACCCUUCUGCUACUUGGCAUAUUACUUUCGCUUUCAUUAAUCACACUCCCUGAAUGCAUGUACUCUUCAAAUACACAAUCUUACAUGAUAUUGGGAAAUUGAAGACUAACUCAACAUACAGCAUUUCAUCAGCAGAUAUACCUAGACAUGGGACUGUCACUUCCAUUAAUAAGUUCUGGCUGAGUUCUGUGUGGGACACUGAAUGAGUGCACUGGUUUUUAAGGCUCCCCAUCCAUACAACCACCUGAACGAGAUUUUAGGGUGUUGUGGUAUACAAACAAUGUCUAAAAUAGGUCUCAUGUGUGCUUGAUCCUUAUUUUUAUGUGCUGACCUGUUGACAUAGAAGGUAUGUCUAUGAGGGUUGCAGAACAAUUGCAUGCAUGUAUCCGUACAAGCCUUUAAGAUACUUAAUUGUGUAUUUUGAAGGUGUCAAUCUUUUUCUUUUAUUUUGUGCUUAAAAACUAAAGUCCUGAAAGAUUCAAAUAAACAAAUACCGCUUUAGUCUAAAAAUGCGUCUUACCAUGUGCAAUACUUUCAAAAGUUAGAAUAAAAACCAUGUGUACAGUAGGUACUAGGACUUCAGUUUGUAUAUUUAUAAGUGCUGACAUUGUAUCUCUCAGUAAUUUUAGAUGUAAAAAAAAAAAAAGUGUUAGAAUGUAUAUGUACUAAUAGGGCGCCAAGUUCAAAUGUUUAAGGAUUCUUGCUCGCCGAUAAAAUUCAUCACUGUUCAGGCGACCCUCACAGUGUCUUUAACUGCCUAUUACCUAUGAUUCAGUGAAACUGAUAUACACUAGCAAAACUCAAAACAUAUUUUUAAAAAAUAAAUAAAAAAUAAUUUGAAAA
Bufo gargarizans (Asiatic toad) is the source of this 7848-nucleotide messenger RNA. It is a transcript of the gene SPOCK2, whose product is annotated as SPARC (osteonectin), cwcv and kazal like domains proteoglycan 2. Lineage: Eukaryota; Metazoa; Chordata; Amphibia; Anura; Bufonidae. The record is from RefSeq and is a predicted model, not a curated record. Gene Ontology annotation, molecular function: protein binding; calcium ion binding. The transcript is spliced from 11 exons. The coding region runs from base 76 to 1344 and encodes 422 amino acids.